AUGUUACCUUGCUACAGAAUUGGAACAUGUUUUUCAUGUCAAAACUGUAAUUUUAAUAAUCAAUUUAAACUUAGUUUUAGCAAUUGUUGUCAUUCGCGCUAUGAACGUGCCAAGAAAGGUUUUAAAGAUAAAAAUCCUUCUCUAACCACUACUGACUACAUUAGUGUCAAUGAAGAUUCUGAUUUUUCAGCAGACUCUAUUUUAUCGAAUAAUAAUUUGGAUUUUUCAACAAAUUUUGUUUUACUGAAUAAAAGUUCUGAUCUGCAUUUAGAACUAAAAGCAAUGGUUAUUAUUAAGGUUGAAAAUUCUAUGUCGAUGCUUGCAAAAUAG
This is a messenger RNA of Scutellospora calospora, 330 nucleotides long. Lineage: Eukaryota; Fungi; Glomeromycota; Glomeromycetes; Diversisporales; Gigasporaceae. The record is from the annotation of a GenBank genome assembly.